Messenger RNA from Phaethon lepturus (White-tailed tropicbird), 456 nucleotides. It is a transcript of the gene TNNI1, whose product is annotated as troponin I type 1 (skeletal, slow). Gene Ontology annotation, cellular component: troponin complex. The annotation marks the transcript as partial. Gene Ontology annotation, biological process: muscle contraction. NCBI's taxonomy places the organism in Eukaryota, Metazoa, Chordata, Aves, Phaethontiformes, Phaethontidae. The transcript is spliced from 5 exons. The record is from RefSeq and is a predicted model, not a curated record.
AUGCCCGAGCCGUAAAGAAAAUCCAAGAUCACAGCCUCACGCAAACUCUUGUUGAAGAGUUUGAUGCUGGCAAAAGCGAAGGAGGAGUGGGACCAGGAGAUCGUGGACAAGCAGUCAGAGAAGGAAAGAUACCUGUCUGAGCGGAUCACGCCACUGCACACCAGUGGGCUUUCCUUGAGCCAGCUCCAGGACCUGUGCAGGGAGCUGCACGAGAAGGUUGAAAUCGUGGAUGAAGAGAGAUAUGAUAUCGAAGCAAAAUGCAACCAUAAUACUCGGGAGAUUAAAGAUCUGAAAAUCAAAGUGCUUGAUCUCCGAGGAAAGUUCAAGCGACCCCCCCUGCGGCGAGUCCGUGUCUCCGCUGAUGCCAUGCUGAGGGCUCUGCUGGGCUCCAAGCACAAGGUUUCCAUGGAUCUGAGAGCCAACCUGAAGUCUGUCAAGAAGGAGGACACGGAGAAG